Messenger RNA from Encephalitozoon intestinalis ATCC 50506, 1800 nucleotides. RefSeq names its product putative class 3 lipase. The record is from RefSeq and is a predicted model, not a curated record. The transcript has a single exon. Lineage: Eukaryota; Fungi; Microsporidia; Unikaryonidae. The coding region runs from base 1 to 1800 and encodes 599 amino acids. Gene Ontology annotation, biological process: lipid metabolic process.
AUGGAAGUUGAUAUAAAGAUUAGAAAGGUUGAAGUUCCUGAGAAUACUUAUGAUACCCUAGUUCUGUGCUACGACGGAGAAGAAGUUAUCUUUAAGGACAGAGCUGUCAUGACCUUCAAGACAUUCCACCAUACGGUUAUAGGCGACAGCAGGAUUCUUCUAAUGAAAAACUCAUUCCCUUGGGAUUUAUGCAUGGGCUUUGUACUCUUAAACCAUUGCUUUUUUAGAAACGGAGAUGAAAAGCAAGAGCAUACUCUGGACAUUUAUCACGGAAGAUAUCGCGAUAAGGCGAGUAGCUACGACUUCGAGCCAAAGGAAGUUAUAGGGAAGCUCCAUUAUACGUUUGGAAGAAAGAUAUAUGAUGAAAGAGAUAUGCGAGAGGAGGAUGAGAUAAGUGGAUUUGUUCAGAAGGUUUUUGGGUUCUUCUUUAGCAAUGAAAAAGCAGGGACCAUUCUAAGCAUAAAGAAGCUAGUGGAUUACGUUAAUCGCGGAAGCCACGGAUGCAGACUGAACAUACUGUUUGGAGGUCUUCUGGUCGAAAAGACCAUAGCGGAGAUCAAUGCCCGGUUCACCAAAAACAUAGACUUGGUCUUGGAAGUAAGCCAUGAGGAACUUCCAAGGGUUUUUGAUGAAGCAAACGGCAGAAGGAGCUUUUCUCCAUCCGAGGGGGGCAUAAAAGAAGAUAAAGAGAAUGAAAAAAGGCUGUUUAGGUUGAAACUUCCUACUCACUGUUCUUUAUGUGAAAAGGAUGGUAGAGAUGAGAGUUCAAUAUGCAUCCCAAGUAUACUAUCAAGCAAUGGAUAUUUGUUGUGCAAUUUGGAAAUGCUUCGGAAGAUAAAGAGAUUAUUUUACUUUGCUAUGGGAUCGUAUGCAAACAGCUGGCCUAGUAUGUUUCUUAGGCCUCAGGCUUCUGUUGGUGAAUCGGUCUCAGAUGAAAGGAGAGCAGUACUCAAGCUCCUAGGGAUAGAAAACAAAGACCUACUUUGCAUGCAUUUAGAGCCCUCAGAGGUUGUUCAGCACAUAAUCUUCCACGAUAGAGAAAAUGAAAGGGUUGUAAUUUCAUUUAAGGGAACCACAAACUCCGAAGAAACAAUUCAGGACAUAAACUGUGAAUAUGCUGAAUUUAGCAAUGGAUUUGUGCAUAACGGAUUCAAAAGGCUGUCAACUCAUUUUAUAAAUAAUCACAUAAAUUCUGUUGAAAAGAUCUUAGGAGAUAUUGGAUCCAAGAAGCUUCUACUUCUGGGGCAUUCUCUUGGAGGGGCGAUUUCUAUCUUGGUUAAGAUAAUGGUGGAGGAGAUGGGGUUGCUAGAAAAUGUAGAUGUAGAAGCAAUUGUUUUCUCAAGUCCGCCAGUAGUCUCCGAAGAAAUAGCAUCUAGAUUUGCCAAAGGGAUAACUGUGAUAAUCUAUGGAAACGAUAUAAUACCAAGAAUGAGUUAUGGGAGUGUGCUGGACCUUAAAUUCCUGUGUUGCUCGAUUGGGGAGAAACAUGGGCCAAUGGACUCGUGUGGAGAGAUGGAAAAGGACAUGGAUCUAAUUUUGACCCAUCUUAGGCGCACAAAUCUGUAUCCAAAGCUUUACCUACCUGGAGAACUAGUGCAUAUGAAAAGAAUACGGUGCUCUCUUAAUAAGAAUGAGAAUCCCAUGGUUACCUUUAAGCUUGUGGAGAGGAGGUUUUUUGAGCAGAUUAUUCUUGUAAAACAUGCACCAAAGCAUCACAUGGUGGGGCACAUAGCAUCUGUUAUUGACCAUGGGAUUUCAAUGCUCGAGAAGAGAGAAUAUAUAAACAGUAACUGGGUGUAG